AUGGCGCAAGCCAGCCCAACAAGCGAGCGAAUCCACGAAUUGGACCCUGUCUCUGAUCUGAUCUUAAACCAGGGUGGCGUAGCAGGAGGAAAAUGUCAAGAAAAUGUUGAGACCUUGGCUAUUGCUGCGUGUUUGCUUGCCCGCCGUGUCGCCGAGAGUGGAGCGGUAUCAUCAGAACACAAUGCCGAGGCCAUGCUACCCCAGAUGUUCUGCGUACCUACGGCGUAUGGAGGGACCUGA
Fusarium venenatum is the source of this 240-nucleotide messenger RNA. The record is from RefSeq and is a predicted model, not a curated record. Lineage: Eukaryota; Fungi; Ascomycota; Sordariomycetes; Hypocreales; Nectriaceae.